CCUAAUUUGGUUUAAUGUUGAUGGUGGCUAAUAGUAGAAGUAGAUUAUGCAUAAGUUGCGAAAAUCACUUAUUCGGCAAAAAGACUUAAAUGCCGAAACAACACAAAAGUAAACGCGGGCUUUUUCCGACAUCCGAACGGCGUUUUCCUCGCAUUGAGAUACAUCAGCUUUGAUUGUUUACACACAGAAUCUAUGGCGGAAACCUUGAAUCGUGUCGAUUGACGCAUUCCGACUAAGAUCCCCAAAAGUCAAAUCAUGAAAUACAAAGGGAAAAGAGUUCUUCUGGGUAUCGACGCAGCCAAAAAGCUAAGAUUGCCGAUUGUUUUCUUCUUGUGCCUGUGUUUCUUCCUUGCUGGACUAUUUGGAUCCAUUAUCAUAUCUCAAGAUGCGAAUAGGGGUAAAUUUAGGCAUAAAUUGGUGGAAGAAUCUCGAAUUGAAGAAGGCGAUGCUUUGUUACAUGGUGAAAGUGGAGAGGGUUUCAUCGCUUCUAUACCGUUUCAGGUCUUGAGUUGGAGACCGCGGGCUGUUUAUUAUCCUAAUUUUGCGACAGACGAACAGUGCCAAAAUGUAAUUAAAAUUACUAAAACAAAGCUUAGACCAUCGUCACUUGCUCUGCGUAAGGGAGAGACUGCUGAGAGUACAAAGGGUAUCAGAACAAGUUCGGGGGCAUUUGUCAGUGCAUGGGAAGACAAUACAGGAACUUUGGAAUUUAUCGAGAGGAAAAUUGCUAGAGCGACAAUGUUACCUAGGAGCCACGGUGAGGCUUUCAAUGUUCUUCGCUAUGAGAUCGGACAAAGAUACGUCUCUCACUACGACUCGUUCAAUCCAGCAGAGUAUGGCCCACAGCACAGCCAAAGGAUUGCUUCCUUUUUAUUGUACUUGUCUGAUGUGGAGGAAGGUGGAGAAACCAUGUUCCCUUUUGAGAAUGGGUCGAACAUGGAUAUAGGAUAUGAUUACGAAGGCUGCAUAGGUUUGAAGGUGAAGCCUAGACGAGGUGACGGGCUUCUGUUUUAUUCGUUAUUUCCUAAUGGAACAAUUGAUCAGACAUCACUACAUGGAAGCUGUGCAGUUGUGAAGGGGGAGAAGUGGGUUGCUACAAAAUGGAUCAGAGACAAUACGAAGAUGCAAUAAUUUCACUAAUUUUGUGUAAUGGAAAAAUUAAUUUCUUAAUUAGUUGUUGGAUUAAGAAAUAUCAUGUCUUAUAAUACAGUGGAUAUUAUAUCAAGAAUGAUCACUUCUUCAGUGUUGUAUUAAAUGAAACCCUUCGAAAAUUAAUAAACGGUGUGAGAAAAAUGAGGCUUUGUUAUAUGCUACAUCAAGUGAAUUUGAAUUU
Messenger RNA from Erythranthe guttata (spotted monkey flower), 1333 nucleotides. Its product is annotated as putative prolyl 4-hydroxylase 9. NCBI's taxonomy places the organism in Eukaryota, Viridiplantae, Streptophyta, Magnoliopsida, Lamiales, Phrymaceae. Gene Ontology annotation, cellular component: endoplasmic reticulum. Gene Ontology annotation, biological process: peptidyl-proline hydroxylation to 4-hydroxy-L-proline. Gene Ontology annotation, molecular function: L-ascorbic acid binding; iron ion binding; procollagen-proline 4-dioxygenase activity. The record is from RefSeq and is a predicted model, not a curated record.